AUGACGGAGUACAAGAAGCUUGUAAGUCUUGUGGACACGUUGAAAGAGAAUGUAGAGGUGCUCUAUGCCCAGCACGACGCCAGCAACGAUGCAAACGAAGAAGCAGGCUCUCCUUCGACGGACGCCUUGUUUAGCGUGGCCAGUGCAGUUGGCGCAGCUGUCGGUAAUGGCGCUCCGCGCAUCGCGAAGAUUGUUGCGAGGGCUCGUGAGACCGAUCCUAAUCGGCAGAUUUACAGUGAGAUGAUGUGUGGAAAAAUCGAAGACUUGUUCGACAGCUUUGUUGCCGCAGUUUACCGGCUACUGUACGAGUCCCCGCUGGAAAGAAGGGCACAAACAAAUGUGAAGGACGAUGAGAACCAGGGGGACGAGCUUGCAGAUGAACGAGAGGAGGCCGUUAGGGCAGCCGUGCUUGAGGGAAGAAGCCUUCUUCUUGAGGAUUCAGCUGUGCUGGCAGACAUUGAGAGGAAGCACGACGCGGAGCUGCUGCGUCGGGCGGCGGCGGAGGCGUGGGCUGGCCGUGUAGCGGAGGAUCUCUCUCAACUUAUUCUCUUUGAGCAUCAGAGCCGCCAGGUCCUCGAGGCCGAGGAAAAGCAAAACCGCACAUCUCUCGUCGAGAAGAAGCAAAGAGACAAGGGGAUGGUGCUUGGAAUCCUACAGCUGUUGGCCGACGCAAAGCUAGGCGUGGAAAUGACCCGGCGCGCCAAGGAAAAAGCCUGGCUGGCCGAAGCCGCCAAACACGUCAAGGUGGAUGGCCUCGUCGGCUUCUUGCCUCGUGCAUUCCCCACCCUGCGGUGCGCGGUCGCUUUACUGAACACAUCCGAACGCUGUGCUCGGCGCUGUUGCUGA
Messenger RNA from Bactrocera neohumeralis, 846 nucleotides. RefSeq lists its product as uncharacterized. The transcript has a single exon. The coding region runs from base 1 to 846 and encodes 281 amino acids. NCBI's taxonomy places the organism in Eukaryota, Metazoa, Arthropoda, Insecta, Diptera, Tephritidae. The record is from RefSeq and is a predicted model, not a curated record.